Messenger RNA from Didymodactylos carnosus, 339 nucleotides. The record is from the annotation of a GenBank genome assembly. Lineage: Eukaryota; Metazoa; Rotifera; Eurotatoria; Philodinida; Philodinidae.
AUGUCGAAAGGACAAUUGGAAGUUACAAUCAUGGAAGGUCGCCGUUUAAAAGAUCAUGAUAUCGUUGGACAAAAUGAUCCUUAUAUUGAACUUUAUCUGGAUAAAAAAUAUAAGCAACGUACGACCACAAAAAAUAAUACAAAUGAUCCAACUUGGAAUGAAAAAUUUGUCUUUAAUAUCCACAAAGGAGAUGACACUAUUCAUUUCGAUGUUUAUGAUAAAGAUUUGGUUGGCAAAGAUUCAAUUGGCAAUGGAAAAGUGAAACUGAAACAUGUUUUUGAAACAGGACGUUAUGAUGAUUGGCAAGUAGAGAAUUUAUUUCUAAUUACUUUAUGUUAA